Molecule: messenger RNA, 1221 nt
Organism: Fusarium tjaetaba
Lineage: Eukaryota; Fungi; Ascomycota; Sordariomycetes; Hypocreales; Nectriaceae
Product: GA4 desaturase
Exons: 1
Coding region: 1-1221 (406 amino acids)
Molecular function (GO): oxidoreductase activity
Source: RefSeq, a predicted model, not a curated record
AUGUCUCAUUAUGCAUCCGAGGUCAAAGAAACCUCCCCAACAGAUCAGCCGCAAAUAAUAGCCACUAUCAAGUAUCAGAUCGAUGAUGGCGUGCGACAUACCUCAGAACAAGCUUGGAACAGGGGCUACACCAACAACCCCAAUGUAAAGCAGAUUCCUGUACCAUAUCCUCUCCAUGAUCUACGCGCAGUAGCUUUCACCAACGGUGCAGACUGGUCUUGGUCGCAUUCUGCAGAAAUCCUGAAGGACUUUGGCUUCACCGCUAUCAAGUUUGACCCAAAAUGGGCCAAAGUCGACGACGAGGUGCAGGCUGGAGACUACGAUGAUUUGCAGACUUUAGAGGAGACCUACUUCCCUGAAGUCAAAGAAUCGGUGCUCAAAUUGACAGGGGCGAAGCAUGUCUUCAUCACAAACAGUAUCGUUCGAAGAGGUGAUGCGCCGGUUAAGAAACCUGCGAAUGGAACCGGUAGCUCAGCGGUCGUCAAUGGCAAAGACCAGAAGAGUGUACCUGAUAAUUACAAGGCAUCAGAUGAGACUCGACCAACACAUCUUGCAUCCUCUGACAACUCGAGGCCUGCGAGAGGAGCACAUGUAGACUAUACGCCAGUUGGUGCUCGGCGCUCUAUCCGUCGCUGGCGGCCAGACAUUUACAAAGCCGCGCUUGAAGCUGGGAUCAUUGAUACCGAGGACAAGAUCUGUGCAUCAGCGAAACUUGACGCCCAAGACAAGGCGAGCAACGAUAUCAUCGAGGCCAAAUACAACGCGGACGGCAAGCUGGGACCGCGAUACGCAGCCUACAGCGUCUGGCGGCCCAUGCGUACAGUAACGCGGGAUCCGUUAGCAAUGGCUCCUCGAUGGUCUUUUCCCCAGGACGGAGCAUUAGGAUUUCUGGGGUACGAGUCUAGAAUGUUAGCUGCGCCUUCUAUGGGUGGUGACUUUCUACGAGAGCUGGAGUCUGUGGUUAUCAGCGAAGCAGAUGCGAGAGCAUACGAGGACUCGGGGGUGGUUGCGCGUGGAAUGGAGAGUCCGAAGUGGUACUAUCUCCCAGAGCAGAAGCCAGACGAGGUCAUUGUGCUCAAGUUCUUUGAUAGUGCUGCUCUUGGGGGAGGUUUGGUGUCUGGCGAUGUUGGGGGUGCGCCUCAUGCGAGUCCUGAUCUUGGCGAUGCUGCUUAUGGGCCAGCUCGUUGGAGUAUUGAAGUUAGAUGUAUCGCAAUAUGGUGA